CUCGGCGGAAUUCGAACCCAGAACGUAACAGCAGACGAAAUACCGCAAAGCGUCUCGCCCGGCGCGAGUAAUUAAGAUAAAAUAGAGUUACUUCCCCUGACACACUCGCUGUUAUUACUCUCCCCCGCCCACAAAUCUCUUUCAUUCUUUUCCCCGACGGGCACUUCCUCCUUUCUUAAUUACUUCAUCUGAUCCGGUCUUUUAACGACUAUUUAAGACGAUCCAAUUAAUUAUAGAUGACGAAUGAUAAUUAGUUAACCGCGUAAAAUAUAGAUCGUUUCAUUAUUAUUAUUUUGAAAGCGUGAAUCCAACUUAUUUUCCUGUAAAGACUCCUGAUCCGAUCUCGUCUUCUUUGGAUCCUGGGUCCUGGGGCUAAACGUGAAUAUAUUAACAGACGAUGACGUCAGCCUAACGAAGAGGUUUUACUUCAGUGGAUUCUCUAAUCAAGCCGCCAUGGUAUGAAACCCAUUUAAACCAAGCAUCUAUAAAUCCACGGAAGAUUUACUGUGAAAUAUUUCCUCAUUAACUAAAAUUAAUUAUAAAAUUCCUCUACUUUGUUGUCUUGAGUGUAUGCAUACAAGAUCGCCGACAUCAUUGUUUAACUUCCACAUUCCAUGCUAGCAUGGGUUGGACGGUUUGACUGAGGACUGGCAAGCCAGGAGACUGCACCAGACUCCAAUUUAAUUUGGUAAGGUUUCUACAGCUGGAUGUCCUUCCUAAUGCCAACCACUCUGUGAGUGUAGUGGGUGUUUUUUAUGUGGCACCAUACAAAAUGGUUUUGUAUUUUAAUUAAACCUGGACAAAUUUACCAAGGAGUUUUUUCGCACCACCAGAUUCCCAUGAUGACCACAAUUGAUGGAAAUAAGGCCGUAGAACUAUUUGUUGAGAAUAAAAAAAUAAUAACGGAAACUAGGAAAAAUGUUCAUAUUUUUGAGGUGAAAAAUGAGAAAUUAUGGCAAAUGAAUUUACUGGGUACCAUGUUAAAUGUAAGACACAGCGUAAAAGAAUAAGUUUUUUCUAAAAAAAUUUUGACAGAAAUGGGGAAACCUGCAUAUCACUGUGAUAUCUGUAAAAAGUCAUUUGCGCACAAAGGUAACUUAAUGACACACAGACGAAUACAUACAGGUGAAAAACCAUAUCACUGUGAUAUCUGCGGAAAAUCGUUCACUGGAAGAAGCACUUUAACGAUUCAUAAACGUAUUCAUACUGGAGAGAAACCGUAUCGUUGUGAUAUCUGUGGUAAGUUUUUCUCGCAGAGCGGUGACUUAACAGCUCAUAAACGCAUCCAUACAGGUGAGAAACCGUAUCAUUGUGAUAUCUGUGGUAAAUCCUUUUCUCAAGGCAACCAAGUGACCAUGCAUAAACGCAUCCAUACAGGUGAGAAGCCGUAUCACUGUGAUAUCUGUGGUAAAUCGUUCACUGGAAGCCACGUGCUGAAUAACCAUAAACGCAUUCAUACUGGGGAGAAACCGUACUUCUGCGACAUCUGCCAUAAAUCCUUCUCACGGAGCCACCACCUGUCCACUCACAGAAACAUUCAUACAGGUGAGAAACCGUUUCACUGUGACGUCUGCGGUAAAGCGUUCUCUCGAACGCAUCACUUAACGACUCACAAAAGCAUUCAUACAGGUGAGAAGCCGCAUCAUUGCGAUAUUUGUGGCAAAGCAUUCUCGCAAACAGGUAGCUUAACGACACACAAACGUAUUCAUACAGGUGAAAAGCCGUAUCGCUGUGAUAUCUGUGGUAAAUCAUUCUCUCACGGAAACACCUUAACCAAACACAAAUGCCUUCAUGCAGGAGAAAAACUGUAAAAAUUACUCCACACAAAUAUACAUACAUACAUAUAUACACAAACUUUUCAGAGUGUCUAAAUUAAGAUUAAAUCGCAAAUUGAACGGAAAGAAAAAUCGUGAGCAUUUACACAAUCAUUCUGACACACAUCAAAAUGUUUUUCGAAAUUUCAAGUUCAUCCAUCGCAGUUUAUUGUUCAAGUUUAUGUUGAUUCCUCCAUGGUGUUGUUUUGAAUUUAUAAUAAAACAAAUAUAAACAAAUUAUAAAAAUAAUGAAAAAAAAUUGACUUGUCCCAAACUUUGGCAUCGAGAGUUA
Molecule: messenger RNA, 2106 nt
Organism: Octopus sinensis (East Asian common octopus)
Lineage: Eukaryota; Metazoa; Mollusca; Cephalopoda; Octopoda; Octopodidae
Product: zinc finger protein 98-like
Exons: 2
Coding region: 1038-1811 (257 amino acids)
Biological process (GO): regulation of transcription by RNA polymerase II
Cellular component (GO): transcription regulator complex; PcG protein complex
Molecular function (GO): RNA polymerase II cis-regulatory region sequence-specific DNA binding; DNA-binding transcription factor activity, RNA polymerase II-specific
Source: RefSeq, a predicted model, not a curated record